Nicotiana attenuata is the source of this 273-nucleotide messenger RNA. Its product is annotated as probable N-acetyl-gamma-glutamyl-phosphate reductase, chloroplastic. The transcript has 4 exons. The coding region runs from base 1 to 273 and encodes 90 amino acids. The record is from RefSeq and is a predicted model, not a curated record. Lineage: Eukaryota; Viridiplantae; Streptophyta; Magnoliopsida; Solanales; Solanaceae.
AUGGAGAUCUUGAGACUUAAAAUUAUCAAAAGUCUUCCCACAAAUCUAAAGAUUGUUGAUCUUUCUGCGGACUUUAGAUUGCGAGAUAUUGUUGAGUAUGAGGAAUGGUAUGGCCAGCCUCACAAAGCAACAACUUUGCAGCAAGAAUCAGUCUAUGGCUUGACUGAGAUUUCGAGGAGAGAAAUUCAAAGUGCUCGUCUGGUUGCAAAUCAUGGUUGUUAUCCGACAUCUGUUCAACUUCCUCUUAUUCCCUUGAUAAAGGUUUGCAUCUAA